AUGGACCGCGUAGUGUUUCGGCUGCGGCAGCUGCCCGAAGACGCUGACCGGCUGAAAGUGGUCCAGCUCCUCAGCAAAUCGCUGGGCGUCGAGUCAUCAGCCAUAGACGUCCAGUCCUUGGCUCGCAGCACCGAUCCAUGGGUUCUAAGCAAGACCGCUACACUCCAGUUCAAUGAGACAUUAACAAUUCAAGAAGUCCUCAAAGAGAACAAAAAGGGAAAUAUCACCAAGUCUGGAGACGAGUGGAAAGUGCGGGUUGAGAAUCUAAAAGAUUCUCUGGUCUUGGAUUCGCAUUUUCGUGGAUUGACACCUUUGUCUGAUCCAAAGGUUCACGACGCAGAUUGUAUAGCAAUCUCGGGACUCUCGAGCCACCCCUUUGGAUCAUGGCAACCCAAAGGUGCAUCCAAGACAUUCAUGUGGAUUCGUGAUGCGUUGCCAAAGUCACUGCCGAGUAUCCGGCCAAUUAUAUACGGCUAUGACACCACUCUUGUCAACAGCAAUUCUUUCCAGUCAAUCCUGGACUUAGCACUGAAUCUCUUGAGCCUUUUGAAGGCAAAUGGCUGGAACUCACCAACGUCGAAACCGCUCGUGUUCCUUGCACACAGCUUGGGUGGCAUCGUCCUCAAACAAGCCCUCGUCUCCCUUGCAAAUCAUAUGCGGCGCGAUGACCUACUCCGGAAGGCUAUCAGAGGAGCCAUAUUCUUUGGUGUACCGAACCUAGGCAUGGAGCAAUCGCAUCUUAUGGCCAUGGUUGAUGGCCAGCCUAAUGAAGCCAUCGUAGAUGACCUAUCCGUCAAUUCCGAGUAUCUGUGCCAACUCGACGAGCAGUUUGCUGGAAUUACUUACCUCCAAGGCAUUCAUCUUUAUUGGGCGUACGAAACUCGGAAAUCUCCGACCGUAAGCAAAAACUCUGAGGGCGUCUGGGAAAGAUCAGGCCCAGAAGAGAUAUUGGUCACUCAGCAGUCUGCAGCCCGUGGACUAUACCAACUACAUUCGAGGUCCCAUCUGAUCUUUCCAAUCAAUGAGAACCAUUCCAACAUGGUCAAGUUUGCUGAGAAUGACCCGAAUUACAGCAUAGUGGUCGACAAGUUGGUGCAGAUUGUAGCACAAGUGAAAAUCGAGCCAGCUAUUGAAAGAGAGUCGGCUCUUUCCACAGCACAGAAUGAUACGUCCAACACAGAGACCAAAGCUUCCGUCGUUGAACGGUUCCUUGAUGCCCCGAAGCAAGAUUAUCGUCUGGAACAAAUUGAGAAAAACUUCAAGAACACCUUUGACUGGGCAUACGAUCAACAGAAACCAGGUCUCAACCAAUGGCUUCAGAAAGGGACUGGACUAUUCUGGAUCAACGGAAAACCGGGAUCGGGGAAGUCUACGUUGAUGAAGUUCAUUGUUCAAGAUUCUCGGACUGACGACUUGCUGUCUGACUGGAGAACGUCAGCUGUUCAGAUUCGCGCGGCAUUCUUCUUCCAUUAUCGUGGGAAUACAAUGCAAAAGUCGUUCGAAGGACUCUUGAGAAGCGUCCUCACGCAAAUCAUAAAGCAAUGCAAUAGCUUGUCUUCCUACUUGUGGCAGUCAACCAACGACGAACCUAUGAAGUCUCAUGAUUGGACUUUAUCACGGUUGCAAAGAGCGCUCUUUCAGAUUCUGGAACAAGACCAGGUACCAUUGCAUCUUUGCCUGUUCUUGGAUGCCUUGGACGAAUAUGAUGGACGACUUGAGCCUAUUUGCAAAUUUCUCUGCGACCUCAGUCGGAUACCACAAACAACAACCAAGCGGAUUCAGAUCUGUUUCUCAAGUCGUCCAUGGGACAUCUUCAUCAGGGAGUUCAAGGACUGUCCUGGUUUCAGUAUCCAAGACUACACGAGAGACGAUAUCAGAGACUAUUGCUUGGGAUCCAUCAGAAACGAAGACCUCACUGCUACCGUACUGGAAGAUCUGGUCCCAGUUCUCGUGGAACGAUCCAAAGGUGUGUUCCUUUGGGUGAAGCUUGUGGUCAAAAAUCUUGCUCAAGCUUUCAGGGCUGAGACCAACGGACAAGACUUGGAAAAGCGACUCAAAGCACUUCCCUCGGAGCUCGAUGAGUAUUAUGCCGAACUCAUAGACCGCAUUCCUCAUGCUCACAGGUUGAUGGUAUAUGUAAUGUUGGAAAUCACUGUACGCUCGAGAGAACCUAUUUCACCAAAAGCUUUCGUCUGCGCACUGAGUACCUCCAGGUCACAGUCGCACGCGGAGUACAUGGCAGCAUAUACAACGCUCCGGCGUCAAAGGUUUACUAAGCUGAAACGGGGAUACUAUCCAGAUUUAGCGAGACAAUACUCCAGUAAGUACUGUGGUGGUCUGAUUGAGGUCGUCAAGACAGGGACCUCUGUCGCUAGAAAAGAUCAAGAAGGUGUCCAGGUUUUUCAUCAGACCGUGGAAGACUUCGUGAUGAGUCCAAGAUUCAAGGCCCUUAUAUUGGGGAAUUUGGCAAAAGUCACAACCGAGAAUGGUAACUCCUACUUGGCCAAGCUCUAUUUCAAGAAUCAGCCGCCUAGUAUACCGACGGUCAUCGAACAUAUGAUCACAAAGUAUACGCCGCUAAGUCUCUCUGCACAAUAUCCCUACUCCGGCCUCAAAUACUACGCCCGAGCAGCUGAAAUAACAACCGGGCGCAGCAUGAAAGACUUUUGGGGAAGUGUUCCUGCCUCAUACUAUGGCCGUUCCGAGACAAAAAGCUUAUUCAAAUUCGCUGUUGAAGCCGGCUUACAACUGCUCAUAUCUGAAAAACUGGCAGAGGAUCCGGAAGUGCUGAAAAAGUCGACGGAGCCGCUUAUUACCAAGUUAAUGAGUUCGUGGCCCCGACCGUGGGUGGCAUCAAUGACUCGACUUCUAUUACAUUCAGGCUAUAGGAUGGACCAAGAUCCAAAAGCCUUCAGCUGUUUCGUAGACUAUUUUGACCGUGUCUUUCGAUUUACAAGAAUAUUUGACGGGCCGCCAGAUGAGCAAGAUCAGUAUCUUGAUGCGGCAAGGAUUUUGUUAGAGCAUGGCCAGUCCUCGGACGUCGACAUUCAAUUGGGUGACGACAAGCGCCAGAGACUAAAGGGCAAGCCGUUGCACAUAGCCCCAUCGCCACUAGCAGAACUCCUCCUCGAGUAUGGGGCAAAUGUGAACGCUUUGGACUCUAUUGGUCAAACGCCGCUGGAUUAUAAGUUUGGAAAGGGGAUAAAUACCGGACAAGCACGCAUUGGGCGAACCAGCCUGGACAUUUACAAAGAGGGUUCAGAAUUCAUCCGCAAGAGAAAGCUUAUCUAUGAAGGACUCUACAAAUUGAUUUCUCUGUUGGUAUCAAAGGGCGGCAUAACACGGAAGGCCUCGGAGCGCGAGAUAAGACGUCGGUUAGAGGAAUUCGCGGAAUACGGGUGGGAAACGAAAGCCUUGUAUCGUGCUUUGUUACCAACACCAGCACCGUCCUGA
Molecule: messenger RNA, 3453 nt
Organism: Pestalotiopsis fici W106-1
Lineage: Eukaryota; Fungi; Ascomycota; Sordariomycetes; Amphisphaeriales; Sporocadaceae
Exons: 4
Coding region: 1-3453 (1150 amino acids)
Source: RefSeq, a predicted model, not a curated record